Colletotrichum chrysophilum is the source of this 1023-nucleotide messenger RNA. RefSeq lists its product as uncharacterized. The record is from RefSeq and is a predicted model, not a curated record. The coding region runs from base 1 to 1023 and encodes 340 amino acids. NCBI's taxonomy places the organism in Eukaryota, Fungi, Ascomycota, Sordariomycetes, Glomerellales, Glomerellaceae. The transcript is spliced from 2 exons. Gene Ontology annotation, molecular function: oxidoreductase activity, acting on paired donors, with incorporation or reduction of molecular oxygen; monooxygenase activity.
AUGUCCACUGCUGAGAAGAAGAGACUUCGGCUAGCCGCCUUCAUCUACUCCGGAGCUCAAACACAAAUAUGGCGGCACCCGGACAUGCACGCGCAUGAGAGCCUCGAUGUCGAAUACUACAUCUCUUACGCACAGCUUGCAGAAAGCGCCAAGUUUGAUACUUUGUUCCUUGCCGAUGGUGCAUCUUUCCCGACCGGAGAUCUCGCGAAGCAUCUAUGGAGUGUAAGCGGCUUUGAGCCUGCCACUUUGUUCUCCGCAAUCGCAGCAAGAACGAAGCACAUUGGUCUUGUCUAUACAGCGAGCGUCAGCGACAAUGAGCCGACUCACGUCGCAAGACAGCUCGCUAGCCUUGAUCAUAUAAGUCACGGAAGAGCAGGAUGGAACGUCGUCACUACUCCAGGACCGGGUUCUGCAAAUCUGGGCGUUCCUGUCGAAGAAACGAAAGACAGUGCUGCAAAGUACAACCGCGCAAGAUCAUUCUUGACUGCUGUCCAAACGCUCUGGGACAGCUUCGAAGAUGACGCCCUCAUCAGAAAUAAAGAGACGGGCAUCUACGUCGAUCUGAACAAGGUUCAUUGGCCUAAUAUUGACGAUGGACUGUAUAGAAUCAACCAGCCCUUGAAGGUUGAGCGUCCGAUUCAGGGUCACCCGGUUAUCGCGCAAGCUGGAACAUCUGCUGAAGGAAUAGCUUUCGGUGGCUCCACAGCCGACUUGAUUUACUGCGCCAACUAUUCCAUCUCUGAUGGGCAGAAGACAUAUCGCGCGCUGAAGGAUGCAGCCAAAGCCGCUGGACGAAACCCAAAUCACCUCGUCAUUCUUACUGGCGUGGCCGUCAUUUGGGGAGCAACACAAGAUGAGGCGGAGAAGAAGUUGCAAGAAGUGACUUCGCUAUGGCCUAUCGAAGUCGCCGUCAAAAAUCUCGGAAUCGACUUUGGAGAUAUCGAUACUGACUCGCCUUUCCCAGAGUCGUGGCCAACAAUCUCACGAUACGACAGACAGCGGAGCGAUGUUCCAUUGGACUAG